CUCAAGAAAAACACACAACGCGCUCAGUCAAAAUCGUGGGAUGAUAAGGACUAGUACCACUUUUACUUUCGGAGAGCGGUUACCAGUUGAGACCGUUGCUCGGCGUCGUCGGGUUUCCCCCCUGCUCGCGCAUUGCUGGGAGACAGGCUGAUUCCGAGUCACAUGACACGGCCGGAGGCUGAGAUUGAGAGAAAAGCGCUUCAGUAUAGCUCACACCGCCAUACUGUAUUUUAUACCGUAUCUCAUUUUUAUUGCAACGUUUUACUCCCGCUCGGUGAGUACAUUUCCAAUGGCAUUUUUGUAACCAUUUUUUGUCUUUUGAAUUAUUUUUAAUUUUUUAUUUUUCCUCCUUUUGCUGGUAUUAAGGGAUGAGAAUUGAAGUGAUGGUUUUUAGCGUUUUUUAAAAAAGAAAUCCAGGCUCCAAGUUUUUAGCAUGCAGUGAUUCUGAAUCGUGGGGGCUCAGUGCUGGGUGACUGGGUAGCGGCAGGAACUGGAAAUUACGUGCUCGCAGUCCUGUAAGAUAAUGCGAAUGGUUUUUAACCAAGCGGUUGGCAGUUAAAUAUUUUUAAAGCAUGUCUACUUGUGGUUUUUAAAACAUUUUUCUUUUUCGUUUUCUCUGUCGUUCUGACUUUUGAUGUAUCUAUGCUUUGCUUUGUAUUUUGCGGUGUUGUUUCACAGAGUUUUCUCAUUUUGCAAGCUCGGGUGCGUGUCGCCGAGCAAGCAUCUCCUUUUAUUUUGUUCCUCUUUUCUUUAAGGGAAUCCUUUUUUAAAAAAUAAACCUGGUGACAUUUAACGUGAACCAUAUCUUGCAGCUUACUGAUCACAGGUUUGUUUCUUUUUUUUUGUUUUUCUAUCAUUUUUACAAUUUCUUAUACUUUUGCUGAAUUGAGUAUCGCAUAUUUUUGGAUAUUAUAAUUUUUGAAAUAGUUGUUGCGAAUCAGUGGAUGUGGCGAUGAAGUGGUUCUUGAGGGGGAAAAACAGAUCUAUGCGUUUUUGGUUUCCUUGUCAAAGAAGAGGCACAGCCUGUUCCCCCUUCUCAGGAAGGCCUCCGGAGGAGAAUGACCGGGAAGAGUCAGACCAGCAACGUGACCAACAAGAACGACCCCAGGUCGCUCAACUCCCGAGUCUUCAUCGGCAACCUCAACACGGCCAUCGUCAAGAAGACGGACAUCGAGGUCAUCUUCGCCAAGUACGGCAAGAUCGUGGGCUGCUCCGUGCACAAGGGCUUCGCCUUCGUCCAGUACAUGAGCGAGAGGAACGCGCGCGCCGCCGUCUCCGGGGAGAACGCCCGCAUCAUCGCCGGGCAACCGCUGGAUAUCAACAUGGCGGGCGAACCGAAGCCAUACAGACCCAAGGCCGGAUCCAAACGACCAAUUUCUGCUGUUUACAGCGGCUAUGAGUUCGAUUAUGACUACUACAGGGAUGACUUCUACAACCGGCUGUUUGACUACCAUGGCCGCGUGGCCCCCCCUCCGCGGGCCGCCAUCCCGCUGAAGCGCUCCCAGGUGGUGGUGCCCUCCACGCGCCGGGGCAAGACCUUCCCUGUCAAGAGCUCCUCCUCUUCCUCCAGACUGGCCACCUCCAGCUCCUCCUCCUCCUCCUCUGGGCCCAAAUUGAGGACCGACCAGCUCCAGACGAUCAAGCGCGAGCUGACGCAGAUCAAAACCAAGAUCGACUCGCUCCUAGGGCGGCUGGAGAAGAUCGAGAAACAGCAGCGAAUAGAGGCCGAGGCUCAGAGGAAGUAUGAGGACCCUUGCGAGUCGCUGCACGAGGAGUCCGUAUCAGAAACGGCGGAGAACUCGGCCGAGGAGGCGGGGGAGGGGGGCGUGGACACUGAGGCCGGGGAGAUGACCGACGGGGGCGAGGAUGACUACGACGAAGAAGGCAGCAACGACCUGGUGAUGAGACGAUAGAGAACCACGUUUCAGACAUUGAUAAUUGAAGCAAAACAGGUGCAGAAGGAGAGCUACCCACAAGGCUGUUUGAGAAGGCAUCGGCACCCCCCCCCCCCCUAGUGGGAGGGGUUCCUUGAGAGGAUAGAGGAAGAGAGGAAGAGGGGGGUAGAGGAAUAAUAACAAAAAAAUUUUGAGAACAUGGCUGCCAUGUCUUCUCUUCCUGCGAGGACAUUUCCACCCCCGGUUCUGCGGCUGUGUUGAAAAAGAACUGUCUUACGCUCUUUAGAUUCGAACGUCUCCUUAAACCCCGCCUCCUCUGCAGUCCUUGGGUAUUCAUUUGUACAUUCAAAGAAAAAAAAAAGUGAAAAAAAAUAAAUAAAUAAAAUUCUAAUAAAAUGUGUUAAUUUGUUUGUAUUUACAAUAAAAAAACAAGCAAACAAACAAAAAAAAGAGGAUUUUAAAACAAUGUGUAUAAAGCCGCUUCACAUAAAGCUGCCAUUGUGUGCUUUCCAGCACGUUCCGCGGAAGGUCUGUGCUACACUUUGCGUCCCAUAAUGCCGUUGUGACGUUGCUCUUUUUCUCACGCAGGGAUUUAUGACAUGCAGUAUUCUCCCCUCCGCCUUCUGCUUUCCGGCUUUUAUUUCCGUUUGUUUUUCUGUUCUUGUUUUUAUUUUCAUGUCCUCAUUACGUUGAUAGUAAAUGAAAUCACUUUGCUUUUUUUGUAAAUAAAAAGGCACCUUAAUGUAGAGAGAUGUUUUUUUUUUUUAAAUUUAUUUAUUUAUUUAUUUUUUAACAUAUAUAUAUAUAAAUUGCACCAUUUUAAAAGGGUACAAAGGAUGGGAACAUAUGGGUACUGAACAAAACCAAGCAAAAAAAAAAGACAACUUUUUUUAUCCCCCUAUGUAUCACAACUAAGGCUGUAAGUCUUAGCAUUAGCAUUACUUCAUCAGGUUUAUCCCUUAUUCUUCACCGGCUAAUAGCUGUGCUGUUUCAAAUCAUACCAAACACUUUAAGAGAUAACCUCCAACACCUGCAGCCCCCCCCCCCCCCCAUUUCUCUCUCUCCCUCUCUCUCUCUUUCUCUCUGUCUCUCUCUCUCUCUCUCUCACACACACUCAGACCUCAUGCUGGACAGUGAGAACUCACUGCUGUCGAUCUUAUUUUCAGUCUUUUCUCAUCGCAAGGCUUCUCUGGAAGACACACUAAAUGCACCCUGUUUCCGACCACAAUGCUGCAAACCUGCUGUUUACUUUACAUUAUCAAAUUAUAUGUUUAAUUGAAGGUGAUGUGAUUCAUUCUUACCUACACUAAUUAUUAUUAUUAUUAUUUAUUUAUUUAUUUUAUUUUUUUGUUAUUUUGAAAUGUAAAUGUAAAUUUAGCAUUAUGCAAACCACAGUGAGUCCGCAGGCUUAUAUGUACUGUGGAGCAUAAUGAGUUCGAUGAGUCUGAAUGAAUUAGCAUCUAAUAGAGUUUUCGUUCUCAAAAAGGGAAUGGAUUUACUGGAAACCAUCAGUGUACUAAACUGCCUCGUUAGUUUAUUUUCAUUUUUAUUUUUUACCUUCGUUGCAGUCAUUCUACUGACAGAUUAAGAUAAUGAUGCAUAUUGAGCUCAAUCUAUUUUUGUAAAACAAAUACUUCACUCUCCCUUAGAGAAAGUAUUCAUAAAUGUUGAGUUUUUGCUGUUGUUGUUGUUGUUGUUGUUGAUUAAAUUUCCUUCUCCAAUAAAUUAUGGGAUAUAAGUAUUUUCUGAAGUGCUACAGACUACUAGUCAAUCUGAAAAUGACCAAACUUGAAAUGAUCCAAUUUAGAUAAGGUAAACCAUCAUUGUUUCUGAUGAGCCCAAAUGAAGAUAAUUGCAUUUCUAAAAAAUAAGCUAUAUAUACACCUUUUUUGUAAAACUAUUUUUAUGAUGAGCAUGUUUGUUGUUCAGAUGUAUCUAUUUAUAUUUUAUUGUUGCAAAUGUUGUAUGGCUAUAGGCUCCAUUUCAUUUAAACAAGAGAUAAUAAUCUGCACUGUACAUACAAUAUAGUUUUUGUUUGUUUGUUUGUUUGUUUUUUCCAUUCUUCGGUCAAACAAAUCUAAUUUUUGUGUCUAUUUCUUGGAAUAAAUUACCCACAAAACCAA
Anguilla rostrata (American eel) is the source of this 4018-nucleotide messenger RNA. RefSeq names its product RNA-binding Raly-like protein. The transcript is spliced from 9 exons. The coding region runs from base 1059 to 1913 and encodes 284 amino acids. Gene Ontology annotation, cellular component: nucleus. The record is from RefSeq and is a predicted model, not a curated record. NCBI's taxonomy places the organism in Eukaryota, Metazoa, Chordata, Actinopteri, Anguilliformes, Anguillidae. Gene Ontology annotation, molecular function: RNA binding.